This is a messenger RNA of Planococcus citri (citrus mealybug), 1601 nucleotides long. It is a transcript of the gene ScsbetaG, whose product is annotated as Succinyl-coenzyme A synthetase beta subunit, GDP-forming. Gene Ontology annotation, cellular component: succinate-CoA ligase complex; mitochondrion. Gene Ontology annotation, biological process: tricarboxylic acid cycle; succinyl-CoA metabolic process. The record is from RefSeq and is a predicted model, not a curated record. The transcript is spliced from 8 exons. The coding region runs from base 189 to 1439 and encodes 416 amino acids. Lineage: Eukaryota; Metazoa; Arthropoda; Insecta; Hemiptera; Pseudococcidae. Gene Ontology annotation, molecular function: succinate-CoA ligase (GDP-forming) activity; ATP binding.
GUGUGAAAAUGAGAAAUUUCAUGGUCGAAGUCUAAUAAUUAAGAGAUAAGUUAUAAUUUUCUACGAUAAUUUUCAUAAAUAAACGUUUUAUUUACGUUUCAACGCUGUCGUAAUACAUGAGCUUAGUUCUGUGCAAAACAAAACAGUAAAUAUUUUCCAUCGCAGCUUUUCAAUCAGUAUCCGGCAAAAUGAUUCUAACAUCGCGAAAAAUCUCCAACAAAUUGCAUUUCAACAGCCUAUGCAAGAAUAUUUCACUGAGGCAUUUAAGUUUAUUAGAAUGUAGAAGUAAAGAAAUCCUUCAGAAGUUCGACGUGAAUAUUCAGAAAUUCAGAGUCGUGAAUAAUGCGGCUGAUGCAGCUCAAGUACCUGAGAUCCUGAAGGCAAAAGAGUACGUUAUUAAAGCUCAAGUUCAUGCCGGUGGUCGAGGUUUAGGACAUUUUAACAAUGGAUUCAAAAGUGGCGUACAUAUCACUAAAGAUCCAAAAGAGAUACCUCCAAUAUUGAAUAAUAUGAUAGGAUAUAACUUAAUUACCAAACAAACUCCUAAAGACGGUGUUCCAGUCAAGGAAGUUAUGGUUGCUGAAUCAGUUGAUAUCAAGAAAGAGACUUACUUCUGUAUUUUAAUGGACAGAGCUCACAAUGGCCCAGUAGUGAUUGCCUCACCUUCCGGUGGAACUGAUAUCGAAAAUGUGGCCGAAAAAACACCACAUCUCAUAAAAACCAUUCCAAUUAGUAUUUUCGAAGGUAUUACAGACAAUACCGCCAACGAGAUUGCUUCUUUUCUAGAAUUCAGUGACGAUCUUAAACCAGUUGUGGCUACUCAGGUUAAAAGGCUGUGGGACGUGUUCUUAAGUAUUGACGCGGUUCAGGUUGAAAUCAAUCCAUUAGUUCAAACCGGCGAUGAUAAAAUUAUCGCUCUAGAUGCCAAAGUGCAAUGUGACGAUAACGCUGCAUUCAGACAAAAAGAAAUUUUUUCUAAGCACGAUCACGCCGAAUCUGAUCCCAAAGAAGUGGAAGCAGCUGCUCAUAAUUUGAAUUAUAUUGCCAUGGAUGGAAAUAUAGGAUGUUUAGUUAACGGCGCCGGUUUAGCUAUGGCUACGAUGGAUAUUAUCAAAUUACACGGUGGAGAACCAGCCAACUUUUUGGAUGUAGGAGGAAACGUUAACGAAGAUCAAGUUCUUAAUGCAUUUCAAAUUCUACUCACCGAUCCUAAAGUUAAAUCGUUGUUAGUGAACGUUUUCGGUGGUAUCGUCAACUGUGAAACUAUCGCUAAAGGAAUAGUUAACGCGACGAAAAAACUACAAUUGACAAUACCUCUUACGGUGAGAUUAGCUGGUACUAAUGUGAAAGCUGGUCUUAAAUUACUCGAGGAUUCCAAACUUCCAAUUCAGUUCGCCGAAAAUCUCGACGAAGCUGCCAGAAAAGCUACCUCUUUUUAAAUGUCUCUAUUUAUCACGAUGUGUUCAGUUUAUAUUGAGAAAAAAAAACAGUAUCUGAUUUUUAUAUUGUUAUUUUUACGUAGGUCAGUUCGGUAAUCGAGUUGUUGAUUGUUGAAAAGCGGUAAUUUUUUUAACAAAUAUACAUAUUAUGGUUUUUCAGUU